Molecule: messenger RNA, 2937 nt
Organism: Prorocentrum cordatum
Lineage: Eukaryota; Dinophyceae; Prorocentrales; Prorocentraceae
Source: the annotation of a GenBank genome assembly
AUGCUGGCGGAGCUGCUGGAGGCGUCCAGGGCGGAGGAGGCCGAGGAGGGCGGGCUCGACCGCCACGGCUCGAGCUUCUCGGACACGAAGAAGCGGGGCCUCGAGCGCCUGGCGUCGAAGGGCCUGGGGGCCGUGCACGCGUUGGCCAGGCGCGGCUCGUAUGCGCGGCGGGGGACCAUGGCUGGGACCAUGGCCGCCGACGCCGGGGGCAGCGACAAGAUCAGGGUCACGUACGAGAAGGCCUGGGGGCCGAGCGUGGCCAUCAACUUCGGCGACAGGGUGAUCCUGCGGGUCGCCCAGGAGGCGGCCCUCGGCGAGCCCGUCGGGCUGGGCGCCCCGCUGCAGUGCGGCAAGGCGGGCGUGGAGCCGCCGCGCGCGCUGGUGGCCGCGUGGAGCACGGACCCCGCCGUGAUGACCGUCGAGCGGGCCGACACCGGCUGCCACGAUGACCCGCCGCUGUACACCUGGGCGGCGGAGGAGAUCCAGCGCCGAACGCAGGCCAACGCGGUGCGCGCCUCGCUCUCGGAGAAGUGCCGCGCGGCGAUGACCGUGGCGUUCAACUGCCGGUCGGUGGGCGGCGGCUGGGUGUUGGAUGGGGAGCUGCACCUCAGGAUGAUACGGCUCCUCGCCAGCUUGGUGCUCGGCUACCGGGAGGCGGAGGUGCGCUUCGACAGCCUGGAAGAGCUCUUGGAGGAGCUCCGCCUCGGCCCCGCGGAGGCGACCCGGCCCCUCGUGGUGCAGGCCGUGGACAGCGCCGCCGGCGGAGCGGCCCACGCGGGCGUGCACCCGGGCGACGAGGUGGUCGAGCUGGAGGUGGACCGCGACGGCAGCAAGGACUGCGUCAUUCGCUCCGCGAAGGAGAUGCGCCGCGCCCUCGGCACGACGCCCGGCGGCGGGGCCGCGGCGGUGGCGCAGCAGCCGCUGGCGCUCCUCUUCCGCUCGCCAGCGCCAGUGCCGGUGGACAGCGGCAUCCUGAAGGUGCUCGUGGGGCAGGCGGGCAUCGUCGCGCAGAUCAUGCCCUCGUGGGAGGAGAUCCUGGGCCCCAUGCCGGAGCUCUCCCGCGGGCAGGCGUCGGGGAACUGGGCCGCCGCCUCCGCGCGGCUGCUCCGGCACAACGAGUUCUUCCGCCUGAAGUGCUCGCUGGUCACGUCGCUGCUGCAGCACGGCUGGGAGAUCAAGUACGACGCCUUCGCCGAGUCGGCCAUGACGCUCCACCAGCACUUCCAGGUGCUGACGCGCGAGGACUUCCGGGCGCGCUUCCCGGGCAAGGACGACGCGUCGCGCCAGUUGUGCCAGCAGCUGCUGGUGGCGCAGCUGGACGUGCUGACCGCCUCGUGGGCGGCCGUCCCCAAGGCCGUCAAGGAGCACCAGCCGGCCAAGCUGCGCAAGCUGUUCCGCCACAACGUCGAGCUGGUCGCCAUGCACGACGCCGUCGAGAUCGUGUAUCGUACCUGGCGCAAGCAGACGCAGGCCAGCGACGUCCUCGUCGAGAUGCCCGGCGAGCUGCAGCGGUUCCUCGAGCGGGUGAGCCCCACGCACUCCGUGGACGCGGGCUCCACGACGUGGAUCCGGCAGGCGUGGUGGGGCGCGGAGCACAAGGAUGAGUACAGCGUCGUCCAGAAGGUCUUGGAGCAUUUCUCCACGAUCUACGCGGACACCGAGCAGUACUGGAUGACCAAGCUGGAGGGGGCCGCGAAGAACAUGGAGGCCACGCAGGAGCAGCUCGAGAAGGCGCUGGACUCCGCAGACAUGCGGGUGGCGCUCGUGCCGGCGGACAAGAUGGCCAAGGAGCUGAAGCGCAUCCAGGGCAUCUUGUCCGCCGACAAACUUGUGCUGAAGAAGGACUUGAAGGUCGGCGACUCCGACACCGUGCUGCAGGGCAUGCGCCUCCUGCGCAGGGGGCAGGUCAGCGAGCACUUCGGGGCCGACGUGGGCAACUCCGAGGUGCACCGCCGCCUCGCGGAGCUGGCGCCUGGCGACGGCACCGACCUGCGCCUGCUCUUCGGCGGGGGCGACUACGACAAGGCCCGGGCGCAGGCCAUCGAGGCCAUCGAGGACCUGGGCUCGACGAUCCGAGUGGUGAAGACUGCGGCGGCCGCCUUCCCGAGCACCGUGGCCGUGCAGUGCCACGAGCUGCUGGACAUGCACCACAAGGGCGAGAUGCGGGCUGUGCUCCAGGAGAACAAGCACAGGAUCCAGGUGCAGCAGAAGGAGGCGCAGGAGAUGGUGCGCACGGCCAACAUCAAGCUGGUGAUGGCGGAGGAGCAGAGGAGGUCCGCCAUGGAGAAGCUGAAGGAGGCCGAGGAGGAGCGGGCCAUGGCCGAGGACGAGAAGAAGAAGGUGCAGUCCACCGCGGACGCGUGGUGGGAGAACCUGCAGCUGGUGGGCAAGGAGAAGCAGAAGCUGGAGUCCGACAAGCGCACGCUCGAGGAGGCCAUGUCCGGGGUGGAGCGGGACAAGGACAGGCUGGAGAACGAGAAGCUCGAGUGGACGAAGGUCCAGAGCAUACUGGAGCUGGAAAAGAGCAACCUCCAGAGGGACAUCGAGAGGGCCCGCGAGGACGCCCGGAACCUCCAGAUGUCGGCGGAGAAGUGGCAGAAGACCCUGACGACGGCCAAGAGGGCUGCGGAGGAGAAGGAGGCCCACCUCCGGGAGAUCCAGAGGGUGAUCCAGGCCCACCAGGUCACGUCGGGCGGCUCCGAGAGCUCCCUGUCGUCGGCGCCGGCACCGGCGCGGCCGGCGCUGCUGCGGCUGACCGCCAGGGAGGGGGCGGCGCAGCAGGCACCCGCGCCGCCCCUCGGCUCGCAGGGCGAUCCGGGCGAGGCCUUCGCGCAGCUCCUGACGAUCCUGGGCCGGGCCUUCAACAACCCGCAGGGCAUGGAGCGGCAGACGUCUGGCCCAGGCGGGAGCACCCGCAGCUUGCCGCAGAGCCAGUGA